This is a messenger RNA of Rhizophagus irregularis DAOM 181602=DAOM 197198, 1398 nucleotides long. The record is from RefSeq and is a predicted model, not a curated record. Lineage: Eukaryota; Fungi; Glomeromycota; Glomeromycetes; Glomerales; Glomeraceae.
GUCAAUCACCAACCACAAUUUUUUAAAGAACAGAUUUUUCAUAAUAUUAAACCCAAACCUGAACACAAUGAUAAAGAUAUCACGCCUGAUUUUACUAAUAGUAAAACUUCACAUGCUAACCUGUUGUAUUUUAGAUGGUUAGCUGGACGACCAAAACAUAUUUUCUCUAAAAGAAUGGGUAUAUCCUUUAUUUCUUCUUACCAUGCUCAGGACAAUGUAUCGGUCCUGAAAUUUCACAACAAACACAUGUACAGAAAAAGACUAUCCAACUUUGAAAAGAUUCCAAGUCCUAAUCUUCGUACACGGAAAAAACAAGAAAUUCGUUUUAAUCGCGCUUGUCGUCGCAUAUUCAAUAAGAUGAAAUUACCUCCUGGACGUACCGCUCAACACUCAGAUUAUUUGGCUAUGGGAAGAAAAUACCGAUUCCUAUUCGUUAAAUCACAGUAUAUCAACAAACCAAUCAAACAUUUAUUAUACAAAAAGGACAACAUUGCUCCGAAUGCUGACAACUACCAAUUUUUUAUACCUUUUUAUAUAAACAAUUCCCAACACGCUAUUACAAUCAAGGCGAAUGUGAAUCAUCUUGGGGCUCGUAUUCACAUUUCUUCUACUUUACUAUCAUUCGAUUAUUUGAUUCCUUGGGUUGAAGAAUAUAAUCCUAUUCCUAACAUUUUUAUCCCGUUAAAAUACCGAGAUAUUAUCCCAAAAGAACCUAUUUACAUUUUGACUGAAGAAGGUGAUACUUAUAUUCCACCUGGUUCUAGACAGUGGUUCACUUAUAUGUACAAUUUAGAAAAGAGAAUCAGAAGACAACAACGUUUCGAUGAACAGGAUCGCCAACUCCAGGCUGAAGCUCUAGCCGAAUGGAAUUUACGUGAACAAAAUAAUAAUGCAAGGGCCGCUUAUUAUGGUACAAGUCGCAAACAUUUAGGAUCACGUUUACGAGUUCCAUUUAUACUUACAACUAAUCACCCCGAUCAUAUCAAUAAUGAAAGAAAACAGCGUAAUCUUAACAAAAAUUUAUCUAAAUUUUUGAAACAAUUUACAUUCAAUUCUCUUACUCGUCAAGACGACUUAUCAGAUGAUACUAAAAUUUUAGAACAUCGACCCAACAAACACGAUUCAACUCGAUUUACUAAUACAAUUUCCAACAAUUUAUCACAUCCUAACAAACGUCCUCGUCCUUCUACUGAUACAUUAGACAACUCCACAGUAGCUGGACCGUCAACUAAUUCAGAAAAAUUUUUUAUUCAUAUGUAAUUUUGAUACAUGAGGAGUUAAAUACCUUUAUCAAGUAGUUUAAUCUACAUUUUAUUUCAUCUAAUUUUUUUUAUAUAUAUAUAUUUUAACAAAAAACAACUUAAAAUAGAGUGAAACAUUCCACUUCUUACAGUAUUU